Drosophila ananassae is the source of this 2232-nucleotide messenger RNA. RefSeq lists its product as uncharacterized. The record is from RefSeq and is a predicted model, not a curated record. The coding region runs from base 1002 to 2165 and encodes 387 amino acids. The transcript has 5 exons. Lineage: Eukaryota; Metazoa; Arthropoda; Insecta; Diptera; Drosophilidae.
UUAGCACUCAAGGGUGAAAAUUAUAACUGCAAUUGUAACAUUAUAUAUCCUUUUCUUUUUAAAGCAAAGCGAAUUGGAAACAUUUAAACCAGGACAUUUAACCCUAUAAGAUUAGUUAAAAAAUUAACAAUAUAAUUAUUAAAUUAUAACAAAAUUGUCAGGCUUUCCAGGGUAUUGAAAGGUUCGAUUUGGAAUCGACUCCACGCUUCAAAAUCAACCCAUAAUUUGCUUGUAAUUUAUCAAAAUCUAGAUUAAUAUCCUGUUGAUGGAUUAUGCUCCGGGUCGAUUAGUACCCAAUUUCUGUGGGUGACUCCGCCCCCGUGUGAGUUCGUCCUUCGUCCGGGUGGGGGCCUGCACAUUGGGCUCACAAAGCACAGAUGUUAACGGCUUCCCCGUUGUUGGACUUUGAUAACUUGUUAGUACAAAUACACAGUGUGCCAAUUCACAAACAAAACAAACUCCUGUGGCCGCACUGGAAACACCAACAGCCAGAGUAAAUAACAAGUUGUUGACACACACAGAGUGGCUAGAGUGGACCUCUGACAGCAAGAUGUAUUAAAUUAAUUAUUACUUUAUAUAGCUUUGACAACUAUAAGAAAUUCUUGAUGAGAAAGGAUCAGAGGUUCCGCGCAAUUAAUAUUCAUUUAAUUCAAAAUAUACUUUAUGACACACAUGUCGUAUACGUAAUGUGAAAAUGAAGGCUCACCCUUAGGAGCACACACGUGCUGACACAAAGGGGCAAUGUUAUAGACGGUGUCCUGCCACCUCACCUGCCAUUAAUCGUCGAGGGGUGGCUUUGCUUGGCCCCAUUUAAUGGUCAGCGCGCAAAAAAUAAUUCUGUUAUUGUAUUUUCCCUCAUAAGUGGGCACGGAUAUCCAAACGAAAGCUCAUUCGUAGCUGGACAGGCAAACGGAAUAGGUUCGAGGCGGAAGAUGUUAUCGCCGGCAGCGAAGGAAACCUUCGUGCAGUGCAUCUGACAAACUGGAAACCGUACUUGAGCGAUGGGCUGCGGCUCAUCCAUGGAGACACAGACGAAUCCUAUCGUCACGGAGGUCAGCUCAGGAAUGCAAUCGCGCCAAAAUGGCGCACCAGGAGUUAUGAAUAUCGUGGAGCAGUAUGUCCGACUGGAUGAACAGAUAAGCAAAUUGGAAGGAACAUGCCCGGGUCCGCGGAUGGCCACCGCCGAGGCCUGGGUGGAACAUCUACGGAGCAAGCAUGAGGCCAUGUUGGGCCUUGAGGGCAUGGACCUGGAACUGGCUACGAUGCGGGACAGGGAGAAUAAUAGGGUGAGGGAAACCGACCCGAAGGAAGCUCUGCCCCAGCCAAACUACCCCAUGGGCCGGCAGGGCAAUCAAAUUGUGGCCAACACACCUACCAAGGACCUCGCACAGUUGGCCUAUAACCUGGGCGUGAUUGGCGAUGCCCGCAAGGCUUCCAUGCACGAGGAUUUCUUUGCCAACCUGAGUGACUCGGCUAUGUAUUUGCUCAGCAUACGAUACUACGGAGAGCUGCUGGAGCAUAGUAAAGAGCGACUGAAGACACUGAUGGAGAGCUAUGCGGAUCUGAACGAACGAUACGUAAAGCAGGACGGGAUCAUUGCUUACAUAAGCGGGGGAACGUACAUGACCCGACUGGAGGAAAGCAUCGAUGAGCAGCUAGAGACGGCCAGAGACACAAGGGACAAGCUGGGCAGUGCCUUGGAGCAGUGGCGAAUCUGUGGCCUGCUGUUGAGAGCUUCUGCCAACUCCGCCACCCAGGGUCUACAGCAGUGGCGACAGCUGAGCAGGAUGAUCGAUCCCAAGCAGAAGCUCCAAUGGGCCUUGGACAGCCGCAGCUUAUUGCAUGCCUCGAUGGUUUCUUUGGAUGCGGCACAGCUGGCUCUGCCGCACGUAGAGCUGAAGUACAUGACUCACCGCCAGGUUCUGGCCGUCAAGCACUGCAAUACCUACCUUAUCACAGACAUAGCCAACAAGGCGCGAUAUGAGCACACCACUCGCGUCUUCACAAGUUACGAGACCAACAUCUCCAAAGCCUGCACUUGGCUGUAUGAUACAUUUAACAGCACCCUUCGCAGCGACUUCGAAAAAGCGGAGGAAACUGUUUUUGGAUUGGCAAAAACGCUGAGAGAUCAUAGGGAGGAGGUCUUUAGCACAGUGCAGAAAUGACAAACAAGCUCAACGAUCCACUUUUUUUGUACAGUAUUUUAAUAAACAGUAAACGUAGACUUAGUAC